Messenger RNA from Truncatella angustata, 1590 nucleotides. RefSeq names its product general substrate transporter. The record is from RefSeq and is a predicted model, not a curated record. Gene Ontology annotation, cellular component: membrane. The transcript has 5 exons. The coding region runs from base 1 to 1590 and encodes 529 amino acids. Gene Ontology annotation, biological process: transmembrane transport; carbohydrate transport. Gene Ontology annotation, molecular function: carbohydrate:proton symporter activity. NCBI's taxonomy places the organism in Eukaryota, Fungi, Ascomycota, Sordariomycetes, Amphisphaeriales, Sporocadaceae.
AUGGCGUCUUUGCUCAAGCACAUCGUCAAGAACGAUGCCAUGGUUAAUGAUCCUCACGAGAUCUACAACUGGCGAGUAUACCUCCUGGCUGGAUCAGCUUGUUUUGGUGCCAUGUCUUUUGGAUGGGAUAGUGGUGUGAUUGGUGGUGUGAUCGAACUGGAAAACACCUUCCAGCCUGAUUAUGGUUUGAAAGGUGAUAUCCUUGCCAUCGCUAAUCUCAAAGGCAACAUUGUCUCUGUUCUUCAAGCAGGUUCCUUCUUCGGAGCCCUUGCUGGUUUUCCCCUUCCCGAUAUAAUUGGUCGGAAGUGGUCUCUCAUCUGGGCCGCUAUUUGUAUCCUGCUGGGAGUCAUUAUGCAAUCAGCAGCGUCUGGUCAUGUUGAGGUCCUCUAUGUCGGUCGACUUAUUUCAGGUUUUGGUGUUGGUGUCGCCAGCGUCGUCAAUCCUAUCUACGUAUCCGAGAACGCACCCCGAGCUAUCCGUGGUCUGCUCACUGGUCUGUAUCAGCUCUUCAUUGUGACUGGCGGUAUGCUUGCCUUUUGGAUCAACUAUGGUGCACAACUCAACUUGACUGGCAAGUCGCAAUACGUUAUCCCUCUCGCGGUGCAAGGAAUUCCGGCGAUUCUCCUCAUGUCUUUGAUGUUGAUUAGUAACGAGUCUCCACGAUAUCUCGCCCGAAAGGACAGAUGGGAAGAGGCCAGGAGGGUGCUCAAGACAGUGCGAAAUCUGCCGGAUGGCCAUGCUUAUCUCGAAGAGGAGAUGCAAGAAGUUGCCGAUCAACUCAACUACGAGAGACAACUCAUGGGUGACGCUACGACCUUGUCACUCCUUAAGGAGAUGUUCACCGUUCCUACCAACCGCAAACGUGCACUUCUCAGUAUCUUUCUCAUGGUGUGGCAGCAGAUGACCGGUACCAACGCCAUCAACACAUAUGCGCCUACUAUAUUCAAACAGCUCGGCAUCAAGGGAACUACAACCUCAUUGUUCAGUACUGGUAUCUAUGGUGUAGUCAAAGUUAUCUCUUGCACUAUCUUCCUGCUGUUCAUGGCCGAUUCCCUCGGGCGUCGACGAUCGCUGCUUGUGUCCUCCGUAGGACAGUCUAUCUGCAUGUUUUACAUUGGUCUGUAUGUCAGGAUUUCGCCACCCGCUGAUAAUGCCCCAAUCACUCCUCAAGGAUACGUUGCGCUAGCCGCCAUUUUCAUCUUUGCCGCAUUCUUCCAAUUUGGCUGGGGCCCGGCCUGCUGGAUCUACGUAUCCGAGAUCCCUACUCAGCGUCUCAGACCUUUGAACGUGGCUCUAGCUGCUGCUACCCAGUGGCUCUUCAACUUUGUGGUUGCAAGAGCUGUCCCUAACAUGAUUGCCACUGUCGGCGCACAUGGAUACGGUACCUACCUUAUCUUCGGUAGCUUCGGUGUUAUCAUGUUCUUUUUCGUCUGGUUUCUCGUUCCAGAGACUAAGGGAUUGUCACUAGAAAUGAUGGACUCGCUCUUUGGAGGGGCUAGCCUGGAUGAGAAGCACGAGGUCGCUGCAGAUCAUGAGAAGUCUGCCGCGACGGCUAUCGAGAUCGAAGAGCACUCAGACCGUCGUGUUUAG